UUGAGAGAGAGAGAGAGAGAGAAGAGGGAGACGGAGAGAAUAGAUCCAGAGCAAAACGACGCGACCCUCUACCGCUUCACGUCACGUAUAACAGAAUGACACGUGACAGAAGAACGAAGUCAAAAAACUUCUUACCUAAAAAUCGCCUCCUUCAUUUAAACGGACUUUAUAUUUAUUUUUGGGCCAAUAUUGGGUAAGAAUCGCCCAUAAGAAGUGUUCAAAUGUCUUGAUAAUGUUGCUCUUACAAGGUCAACUUCUGGUCUCUCUCUCUAUUCACUUCUAAACUUUACUUAUUAAUCAUUCAAUUAGAUAUUAAUCUACUUAUUUAGUAGAUUCUGAUUUCAAAUCUAAACCAAUAAAUAAUUCAACAAACGUAACUUCAAAUUUUCAAAAUAUUAAUUAUAAAAAAAUGAAAAACCUCGGUUUGAUGAUUACACACCUCACAUAGAAGCUUCUUUCUUAUUCUUCACUUAUAAAUCUUAGUUAAACUCAUCACUUAAACUCACGACUAGCAAUGGCGUCGAUCACCUGUUCCUCCGAUCAACGUCUCUCAACAAGCAAGAGACGUUUAAAGCCGUUGAUGUUAAGAGACUACUUACUCGAUGAUCUCAGCUCUUGUUCAUCCAACGGCUUCAAAUCAUUCCCACGUCGUCAACCUCCUCCUUCCUCUUCAUCUUCCACCGUUCGUCGUCUCCUUGACGCCGAGAUGAAACGGUCAGGAUUGAUCCAGAAGCCGCGUCUCACUAAAAGAAGCCGUACGACUUGCGGAACGGCAAUCAGUAACGCCGUCCAUAAAGCUUCUACGGCGUUUCUUAACGCCGUUAAACUUAUACCGUUCCAUGCAACGGCUACGUUAGGAAAGGGAGAUGAGAAACAACAAGGCGGUUUCUCUGGAAGCUUCUCUAAACGAUGCUUCUGGAGCAAACCGGUAAGGCAAUCUCGCCGUGAAGUUACCGUCAUUGACAUCGGAGAUGGAGAGAUCCAAUGGUGGCGAUCCGCCGCGUUUUUCCCGGACGAAGAGAGUUUAGGACAACCGUCCGAUCUGUUUUCUCAAAUCUCCACCGUCGCCGACGAAGCGACAUUCUCAGUCUCUGAAGCUUCGGCGAUCACCACCACCGUGAACAUUAUCACCGGUGGUGACUCGUCGAGUUCCGGUAGCGAGUUUUUCACGAACUCGUCGUCGUCGGAGAUUGUACAGUCAUCUUCUUCGUUGUUCUCUUCCACGUCAAACGAAAACGACGCCGUAGAAGACGGUGAUGAGAUCGGAGAGAGUUUAAACGCACGUGACUGUGACGGAUCAUCUGUUAACUGCGACAGCCUGUGCAACAGAAAGGAAUUUGUGAAUGAAGAAAAAGAACAACUCAGUCCAGUAUCAAUCUUGGAAUGCCCUUUUGAAGAUGAUGAUGAAGAUGAUGAAAUAACUGGUCUUAUCUCCCACCAAAAUGAUACAUAUGAGAAAAAUGCAAGAAAAAGCAGGAGAGUAAAUGGUUUGGUACGGCUUGAGCCACUAGAAUUGGAGAAACGCAUAGAGAAGUAUGUCGAGCGAGAAGAAGAAGAGUAUUCAUAUCACGUGGUAGAAACCGAAGAAGACGAAUCAGAAAACCGAGCAAACCGCUUGUUUGCUCUUGUGAAGUCAAGAAUCGGCGAAACAAACAACAUACUAGCUUUUAAUGUAGCAGAUAAUCUAUUGUUAGAUUAUCUUCAAGAAGAUAACAUUGGGGCAAAAGAAGAGACAUUAAUGGUGAAGAAAGUAGAAGAUUGGGUAAUGGAUAGACAAGAAGAGAUGUUUAUGAGUUGGGAAGUGAGGGAGAAGAGAAAGGUUUAUGUGAAGGAAAUGAAAUGGGGUUGCAUUAAUGGAGAUGAGAAAGAGAAUGUGGUUGAAGAGUUGGCUAAUGGUUUCUUCACUUUCUUGGUGGAUGAAUUCAUCUUCGACUUAGUUUUGUGAUGAUGACUAAAGUUUUUUUUUGGGGGGGGGGGGGAAAUUAAGAUUUUAACUUUUUAAAAGAUUAGAUGUCAUAAUGUAUUAGAUAUAUGUUAUCUUGGAAUAAAAAAAUACUAGAUGAUAAUCUCUAGCGCGGAAUGAGUUUUUUUUUAAUGUAAUAUAAUUUAUUAUU
Molecule: messenger RNA, 2114 nt
Organism: Brassica napus (rape)
Lineage: Eukaryota; Viridiplantae; Streptophyta; Magnoliopsida; Brassicales; Brassicaceae
Exons: 3
Coding region: 515-1945 (476 amino acids)
Source: RefSeq, a predicted model, not a curated record